AUGUCUGCUGAUUCUAAUGAUCGUAUUGUGACUGCUGCUCGUUGGCUUUACAGAGAAACCUAUGAGUUCGAUGAUAUGGUUUAUAAAAGUGGAAGCAAUAGAGACUACAUGAUAGCUUUAAUGGAAGUUGCUGGUGCGGAUGGAAUUUUGAGUGAAGCUGAGCGUCAGUGGAUAGUAGGAUUUGGUGCCGCUCUAGACGAACUUCAGACAUAUCAACCAAAAGGUAUGGAUGAGUUACUCAAAGUUUUCCACGUUGAAAGUGGUCACCCGUUUGCAAAGCACAGUGUAUUGGCCUUAAUUUAUGAUGGGUUUCGAGGAGCUGGUGCUGAUCAAGAGCUUCAUUCAAAGGAAGUGGAAGCUAUAUAUGCCCUUGGAAAGACACUCGGUGUUACAGAAGAACAAAUAAAACAAUUGCAUAAAGUAUACAUGGAAGAAGUUCAGCUUCGCCGCAAGCGACUCGACAUCAUUUUUCCACGUGGUACCAAAAAUGCUCCAGCUGAAAUCGACAGCGUAUAUUGA
Messenger RNA from Rotaria sp. Silwood2, 519 nucleotides. The record is from the annotation of a GenBank genome assembly. Lineage: Eukaryota; Metazoa; Rotifera; Eurotatoria; Philodinida; Philodinidae.